AAGGGUUACCUGUUUGGUUCCUGCAGUUAUCGAUUCAGUUCGCAAAAGCCUUUGUUAGGAAGAACAGAGCAACCAGAGACAAAGACAUUCUUCUUUUUGAUUCAGAGAUUCGCGUUUCAAUGGCGGCCAAAAUUUACAUCGUGUACUAUUCCAUGUAUGGACAUGUGGAGAAGCUAGCUGAAGAGAUUAAGAAAGGUGCUUCAUCUGUGGAAGGUGUUGAAGCCAAACUAUGGCAGGUCCCUGAGACACUGUCAGAGGAUAUCCUUGGGAAGAUGAGUGCUCCACCAAAGACUGAUGUUCCCAUCAUUGAAGCCAGUGACCUUGCUGAGGCUGAUGGAAUCCUUUUUGGCUUCCCCACUAGGUUUGGGAUGAUGUCUGCCCAAUUCAAAGCAUUCAUGGAUUCGACUGGAGGUUUAUGGAGGACACAGCAGCUGGCAGGCAAGCCCGCUGGGAUUUUCUACAGCACAGGAUCUCAAGGUGGUGGACAAGAGACAACUCCGUUGACGGCCAUAACUCAGCUGGUUCAUCAUGGGAUGAUCUUUGUGCCCAUUGGUUACACAUUCGGUGCUGGAAUGUUUGAGAUGGAGAAGGUGAAAGGUGGUUCCCCCUAUGGUGCAGGGACUUUUGCCGGGGAUGGAUCUAGACAGCCAACUGAACUCGAACUGGAGCAAGCUUUCCACCAGGGAAAGUACUUUGCCGGCAUUGCAAAGAAGUUCAAGGGAUCUGCUUGAUUUCCAUACCCUGCAAACCCACUGUGGGAGAUUCGAUAUGAGCAAAAUUUUUUUCCUUAGAAUUUCAGGUCUCUAUUUCCUUGUGGUCAAACAAAUAAGAUGGAGUUCAUCCAAUAUGUUUUGAAUUCCUGGGCUUUGUAUGUGUUUUCUUCGGGUGCAAAUCCAGUUAGUAAAUGUUAUGCAGCGUGCUUAUUAUUUGUGUAUCCUCAUUAUUCUUUAAGACAAGGUAUCAUGAUUGGCAAA
Telopea speciosissima is the source of this 974-nucleotide messenger RNA. Its product is annotated as probable NAD(P)H dehydrogenase (quinone) FQR1-like 1. Bases 120 to 731 code for a protein of 203 amino acids. The record is from RefSeq and is a predicted model, not a curated record. NCBI's taxonomy places the organism in Eukaryota, Viridiplantae, Streptophyta, Magnoliopsida, Proteales, Proteaceae. The transcript is spliced from 4 exons. Gene Ontology annotation, molecular function: NAD(P)H dehydrogenase (quinone) activity; FMN binding.